AUGUCCUUUCGUGGAAAGCCAUCGAAGGCUUGCGAAAGAUGCAGAUUCCUAAGAACUGUCGAUGAACCACGUUAUCUUCCAAUAGCACUCGAUGUUCAGGCCAGGAAAUUAUUCUUCGAUCAUUAUAUUCUUGCCGGUCAAAUUAAUGGUUUGGGAGCUUGGGAUUUCCUUAAACCAUACCAUCAGUCGAGCAAAGCACCAGUGCAUUUACAGUUGACAAUUGAUGCUGCCAGUUUAGCAUAUCUUUCACAUCAAAUGGGUUCCGAAAAAGCACGUUUGCUUGCUUUGGAACGAUAUACAGCCGCUCUUGGACUGAUGGGUAAAGUGCUCGAGUCGCCAGAAAUUUUCCAAAAGAUGACAACACUCUUCUCGUCACUACUUCUAGAUUUGUUCGAAAAGCUCUCGACAACUCAGAAUCUUUCAGAUAAAGCAUGGACUAGCCAUUUACGUGGAGCUCUUGCUAUAGCCGAAAGUUGUGAAAAUCGUACUAUGACAUCCAGGACUAUAAUGCGUGCUUUCACACGAUUAAACACAAAUCUGCUCAUCAGCUCACUCGCAGCGGGCGUGCCUCUUCCUAAUAGCUUUUUCCGCCUCCGGGAAUACUUGGAGGCGAGUUUCUCCGACGAAGUUACAGAAGAUCCUAAAUGGCAUUUAUCCGAGAUCAUGGCACGAUAUGUUACUUUGCAGAACGAUUUUCGAGUCGAAAAAGGUGCUAGAAAAAGUUCUCUUCAAGAAGCAAGAGAAAUGGAUUGUAUACUUAAGACGUUCUCUAAACGCGACGCGGCUAUAAAACGAGGCUUUGAGAGUCAGCCAUCGAGGAUGGUGUAUGGUAAUAUGUACUAUGCAUACCCUGAUAGGUAUUCAACUCAUACAUGGAAUGUUGUGGGAAUUUCCCGUAUUCUAGUGAUUAACUUCCUUAAUCGCAAUUCCAGCAGUGAGAUGGAGCGCCUCGAGCUUGUUCUCAAAGGAAAUGAGAUUGCGUCCGAAAUUUUUGCCUCUGUUCCACAGUAUGUUGACUGUAUGGGUGCGGUAAAAUCUAUCGGGCAAAUAGAGUUACUAGAACCAGCUGUCCCCUCGCAAAAUUCUUGUACGUCGCAUACAUCUUCACAUAAAUUGGCUUGCUAUACACUUAUAUUUCCCCUAUAUGUCGCUGGAUCUGUUAGAGGCUCGGAUCCUAGACUAUGGAAAUGGGCUAUUGAAAAGUUGCGGUACAUCGGCAGCCAUUUUGGUAUUCGAAACGCUGAAGUUGUUGCCCAAAUCCUCGAGGAAAGAAGUGAGAAGGAUCCGUGGAGAAUAUAUGCCCUGCUAGGAAGCUAUGCAUUUGGGGCUUGA
This is a messenger RNA of Sclerotinia sclerotiorum 1980 UF-70, 1332 nucleotides long. RefSeq lists its product with no specific name. The transcript is spliced from 2 exons. The record is from RefSeq and is a predicted model, not a curated record. Bases 1 to 1332 code for a protein of 443 amino acids. NCBI's taxonomy places the organism in Eukaryota, Fungi, Ascomycota, Leotiomycetes, Helotiales, Sclerotiniaceae.